This is a messenger RNA of Solanum stenotomum, 708 nucleotides long. RefSeq lists its product as uncharacterized. The record is from RefSeq and is a predicted model, not a curated record. Bases 1 to 708 code for a protein of 235 amino acids. The transcript is spliced from 3 exons. Lineage: Eukaryota; Viridiplantae; Streptophyta; Magnoliopsida; Solanales; Solanaceae.
AUGGCAGCGGCGAGGCUGAGGGAUUUUAUAUGGAUGAACCUUCCCGAAUUUUAUGGCUCCAAAGUUGUGGAAGAUCCUCAAAAACUUAUCGACGAGGUCUACAUGAUACUUUCUAUUAUGGGAGUGACACCGGUCCGGUGGCGAGGUCGUUCAAUGUUUCGACAAAAGUUCUCCGAGCAAGGUUCUUUAAAUGCUUCUCCAAGGUGUAACAAUGAAAGGGUGUUUAACUAUAAACCUCAAGGAGAUAGUAAUAAGUCAAUGAUGCCUACUUGUGCUAAGUGUAGAAUAAACCAUGAGGGUAAGUGUCUAGCGGGUUCCAAUGCUUUCUUUGGGUGUGGAAAGGCGGAUCACAAGAUAAGGAACUGUCCUUUGGUUGCUAAGAAUGAGGGAGAUUACUUUCGUAAGGCUCAUCCGAACCCCUCAUUCGGUCCAAGUGGUUCGGGUGCAAGUUCUUCUAAGCAAAACCGAUUUUAUGCUCUUCAAACUAAAGGUGAUCAAGAGAGCUCCUUAGAUAUGGUAAUUGGUAUGUUAAAAGUUUUUCAAUUAGUUGUGUAUGCUUUUCUUGAUCCAGGAGCUACUUUGACUUUUGUGACACCUUAUGUGGCCAUGAGGUUUGAUGUGCUCCCCGAUGUGUUAUUAGAACCUUUUUCUAUCUCUACUCCUGUUGGUCAUUCUGUGUUGGCUGGAAGGAUUGUAGAACUUGUGUAG